AUGCCUCCGAUGACGCUUUGUGUGGUCAGGACUGUUUUGAUGUAGUUCGGUAACAUGUUAGAAGGGACGUUUUGCUGUUAAAUCAUCACCAGAAGCGUGUUUUUGUGAAUGUUUCGUAUUUCCCGGUACGGCUGUUUAUACAUGAAAACUCCAAAUAACUUGACUUAUAGAAAUGUUCGCAUUUGUUUUACACUAGCAUUGUAUGCUACUGUUUUUAGCCCUAGCCAGCUGGCAUGGCGUGAAUUCGGCAAACCCGAAGGACCAAUGUCAAGAAUGCGUCGAGCUAACUAACGUGGUCGGGACGAGCCGAGAUGGACGCCCCAUCCCCCCAGAGAGAUUUCUAGCGGUGACACCAGCGACUCCGGUCCGCCACAUCCUGGCCCCGCAACAACACAAACCGUGGCUCUCCUUCUUUUCUAUGACACAUCCAAUUUAUGCCCCGCUAGAUUCGGUAGAAUCGCUGUUGGACGAACUCCCAUAUAUGUUUUAUCUGGGCCUGUUCUUUGUGAACGUCCUGAUCCUCUAUUAUGCCUUUCUAAUGGAGUACAUCGUCCUGAAUGUGGGGAUAGUAUUUCUUCCCGAGGAUAUGGACCAGGCGCUGGUGGACCUCGGGGUGCUGUCCGAUCCGGCCUCUGUCCCUUAUGACACGGACACGGAGCUGGAUGUGUUUGAGGGGUAUCUUGAGUGACACGGCGGUCCUGGAGGAAGAAAAAGAAAUUCGAGUGGUGGUGGUGAAGAUGCAGAGGUCCGGGACGGACUGGACCAGCGUAAACACUCCCUGGUCAUUCAUGUGGCGAAAAAGUCGCUCAAAGCGGAUGCUGUUGCUGCCUUUUUCCCACACAGACGCAUCAGUGAAAAAAUAAGCAGAGCACACAAGACAUGUACAAUAUUAUGGACUACACGAUCCAGUGGUUCCCUCACAGAAAAUAACAUGGGGUGCAGCUGAUACAAAGAGGAGGUUUUGGUCAUUUUAAAUAUGAUUUUCAUCCACAAAACUCCCCCUUUUUUUAUGAUAUGUUGUAACAUAAGCUGUAUGAAAUGUUUUGGACAUGAUCUUCUGUCUUUUUUUGUGUUUUGUCUGCAGCUCUAGGUUCUCUGGGCUCAAAACAAAGGUAGCCUGAGGAAGAGAUUCAGCACCGCCGCCCACAUGAUCAGCACUUGUCCCGUGGGAGGAGGAAGAGCUCUCUACAGUGGCUCAGCUGUCGGGUCAGUUUGUUGCCAUCCUAAUCGCGAUUGGCUGGUCGCACACCAUGGGGUUAGCACUGGCAUCUGUGUCCUUGACUGUGGACACAAUGAAAGAUGAAAAGGAAGCACAAUGUGCUCUCAAGUGGAAGGAGGCAGCUGUUCCCUGCAGAUGGGAAACAAAUGUUACCAGUGAUGUGCAGCAUGACUCAGGUCGUCUGCAUUGCAGCCAGUUCAGUUAAAGUAGUCCGACAUGACUUGGCCUUUUCUGCCCAGGCUGUGCAGGAACCGGUGGUCGACGGCUGAAGGAAGUGACAUUUUGGUAAAACAAUGUCCACUGUAGGUCUGUUGCAUACUCAAUCAUCGACAGUACCACUAGUUUCAUUCUUCUGUUAGCAGUUUUCAGAAUGCAUUGCUACUCUGCAAGCUCAGGCAUCCUUACGACGUAAUUCAGAAUGUGUCUUUUGAGGUCGCCCAUGCUGUAUGUCUGCUUCAAGGAUGUACACACUCUCAGGAGCACAGCUUGAACUCUGGGUGCACUGACACUGAACACAGGCUGUCAAACUGUGAGAUAUAGGAGAGCGCUAAUCUUUUCAAGCUCCCUUAUGAAUCAGAAACACCACACUUCACUGUAAUGCAGAAAGUAUUAUUUAUUUGAUACAGUAAGCCCUCUGAUGAUCUAUACCACAUUAGUAAAUGGGGUCUCAUGCACAUGUCAUUUUUUCCACGUAGAAGUUGGCAGCAGUCAUGUUGACAGCUGUGAUCAUCUGUCUGUGUUUUCAGUGAGAGUCGUGUCAAAGGAAACAGAAUCCCAGAAGAUGUGCGUCACAUAUUUUACUUUUUAUCCCAUAUUUCUUUAUUUGUUUUAAUGUUACAGAUGUGUGUUAGACACAUGAAGAAAAGACUCAACGCAUGAUAUCGGUUGUGUGUUUAAAGAAAUGGUUUAGUUGAAAAGAUUCUGUUUUAUCCUUCUGUUCAGUUCAUGGAUUUAGAAUUCAGUUAAGAUGUAUAUUCUUGGCAGCAAUAAUAAACAUGAUUCAAGCAAUGAGGCUGUAAGCCUUGAAGGUACUGUACAUACUGUAGGUCGGUGAAGAGCACCUAUAGUCCAGCUAAUUAACUCAACAUUGGUUUUAGAGGCAAUACAGAGGAACCAGUAUUUUUUUUUUCACUGCAAACAGCACCAGAAUAAGCAAACUGUGCACAAUAAUCAUAGCAAUGUGGUUGUUGUCCAUCAAAUAACUGAAGUCGUAGACACAAAAGACCUUUCAAAAAUAUUUGCUCACGCACGCUUCACACUCUAAACAAGCUUUAGUCCAGAAUGUACUACUCUGUCAGUGUACAUGAACGUUACAUUCUGCUGGACAACCUUUCACUGAGAUGGUGUUUCACCGACACUUUGCCACACUCAAUAUUACCAGAUCAUUGUUCACAGCCACGUCGCCUCAUGAUUUCAAAAGAAACGUCUGUGUUGCAACUCAAGAACAGCGACGUUAAUGAUUCUGUCAAGAACAUUAAUGACGGCACAGUUUAGUAUGAACAGACGAUGAGAUUUACCUUUUUAAACCUGAUACGUUGUGCCAUGCAAGACUGAGUUCAUGCUGGAGUUCAUCCAGUGUUGGUUAAGAAUUGCUGAUAACCAAAUGAUUUCUUCUCAUUGGAUCAAGGCUGCCAGUAUUAAAUAUUUUGAGGUGACAUGUACAAUGUUUGGAUUGUUGUUCAUGCGUUUGUAUGAAUCAGUGUGACUACUGACAGGAUAACCAUUCAUCUGAAGCAGCAUUUAGAUCACGUGACGCUAAAGCUCAGGAUACUAAUAUUCAUGAAGUAUUGUGAAACAUGUUUGUAUGGAGUUUGAUCAAAAGUCAAUGAAUGGAUAACAGGAAAGGUCUUACUGUUGAUGAACAGUGUGUGUAAGCGAGCACUCUGGAGGUGGAGGGCAUUAACAGGCUGAUGUCAGUACGAUGAGUUGGGUAGUUCAAAUAAUAAAGUCGCUGCCGAAAGUCUGAAAAACAAAAAGAAAACGUGGAGGACACUAGUUUUGUGUACAAACUGUUCAUGGACCGCUGGUGUUGGCUGCAGGUAUCUGACUGCUUGUGCUAUUUCCCAGCAUGAUACACUGUGCUCGUCAGGUUCUGAUCAACUUCAGUGGAAACCUACGAGACUUCACUUGGACUGUGACGGAUCAUCUACAUACAGUGCUUGUGUCACCCCUCCACAUCUGCUUCUUUGCAGACAUGCACAUUCUGUAAUAAGCUAUGGAUCGUAACAGAGAUUUAUUUUCCGAUGUGUAUUUAAUAAACUUUGAGCGAAUGACGG
This is a messenger RNA of Anarrhichthys ocellatus (wolf-eel), 3495 nucleotides long. It is a transcript of the gene dexi, whose product is annotated as Dexi homolog (mouse). The record is from RefSeq and is a predicted model, not a curated record. The coding region runs from base 203 to 688 and encodes 161 amino acids. Lineage: Eukaryota; Metazoa; Chordata; Actinopteri; Perciformes; Anarhichadidae. The transcript has 2 exons.